Molecule: messenger RNA, 390 nt
Organism: Hyaena hyaena (striped hyena)
Lineage: Eukaryota; Metazoa; Chordata; Mammalia; Carnivora; Hyaenidae
Product: vasoactive intestinal polypeptide receptor 1-like
Exons: 4
Coding region: 16-390 (124 amino acids)
Biological process (GO): adenylate cyclase-modulating G protein-coupled receptor signaling pathway
Cellular component (GO): plasma membrane
Molecular function (GO): vasoactive intestinal polypeptide receptor activity; G protein-coupled peptide receptor activity; peptide hormone binding
Source: RefSeq, a predicted model, not a curated record
AGGCCCAGCAGGAGAAUGACAUGGCAGGGGGCUUGCCAAAUCUACUCUUCUUCUGAUUCCCCUGUUGGGAGUGCACUACAUCAUGUCGCCUUCUUUCCCAACAACUUUACAGCUGAGGUGAAAAUGGUCUUUGAGCUCGUCAUGGGGUCUUUCCAGGGUUUUGUGGUGGCCAUCACGUACUGCUUCCUCAAUGGCGAGGUGCAGGCGGAGUUGCGGUGGAAGUGGCGGCGCUGGCACCUGCAGGGCUUCUUGGGCUCGGACCCCAAAUACCAGCACCCUUCUGGAGGCAGCACCAGGGUCACGUGUAGCAGGCAGGUCUCCAUUCUGACCCGCGUCAGCCCCGGCGCAUGCCGUUCCUCCAGCUCCCAGGCGGAAGUCUCCCCGGUCUGA